AUGGCAUCUCAGGACGACCCUAGUAUCAGAGCUUCCACCGAGGACCGCGUCAACGCCAUGCGCGGCUUCAAAGCUACUCUCAAGAACCCCCGCGUAUCCAAAGAAGCGAAGCAGCACGCUCAAGACGUCCUGGACAACGAGCUUCAUGGGGAUGAACCUCGCCAGGAGCUGUACAAUAAACGCGGACAGAACGUGGACCCCACUAGGGUAGCCGCAGGCUAUAAAGCUGCAACGCACAGACCUAAUGUAACCGACCAAGGAAAGGAGAGGGCUAGAGAGAAGCUGGAGAACAUGGGUCAGCCUGAAGAGUAA
Molecule: messenger RNA, 312 nt
Organism: Paecilomyces variotii
Lineage: Eukaryota; Fungi; Ascomycota; Eurotiomycetes; Eurotiales; Thermoascaceae
Product: Conidiation protein 6-domain-containing protein
Exons: 3
Coding region: 1-312 (103 amino acids)
Cellular component (GO): cytoplasm
Source: RefSeq, a predicted model, not a curated record